AGUUUAUAUUGUACCAACGAUUUAUUUUUUUAAUAUUUAAUAAUGUUGCGAAAUAAAGUGUUUCUAAAAUGUUUGAAUUCAAUACACCAUAAUCCUACAAAAAAUAUUUGCCAAGGAAUCAAUGCUAAUGGAAGUCUCAAUGCCAAGGCUACAGGAAUUAAUCACAGGGCAAAAAUAAUGGGGAAAUUAUUUGGAAGCCGUGUAUCCGGUAGCAAGAAACAUUGGUAUCCAUCAAAAGACGAAAUUCCUGGUGCAGCUCUUUUUAAUCCAUCAAAACUUGGUAGACCAUCUGGUGUUGGAACUGGCAAAAGUACAACGCGUCGAAUGGUUGUGCUAAAUAAACUUUUCAUGGAGCGUAUUACAGAUUUGUUAGCAACAGGGGAAACAUCUGAAGCCAUAAUUGGCGAAGGCUUACAAAUUACACGUGUUAAAAUAACUCAAAAUUUUGCUUGCAUUAAUGUUUACUGGCUUGGUAAUGGAGACCCCAUUAAAGAAGCAAAACUUGAGAAAGAAUUACAAAAAUGUAGUGGUUUUCUGCGUCAUGAAUUAUCUCAACUAUAUUUAAUUGGACAUAUUCCUCGUAUAUAUUUCAUGCGUGAUAAAACAUUUUCAAAUUUAGCUCAGGUAGAGGGAUUAAUGAAAACUAUAAGUUUCGAAUUAGAAGCAUCUAAUGAUGAUGAGGUUACACAACAUUAUGAUAAUCAUAAUCUAAUGCAACAAGAAUUUUACGGACAGUCUAUAACUUCAACAGAAGAGACCAGCCAAAACGAAGAUAAACUUAGUAUGCCACAAAUGAGACAUGACGUUUUCGGUUUAAAUCAUCGUGAUAUUGUAUCCAAAAUUAUGUCUAAAAUGCGAAAAUCGAAACAAGCGUGGGAUGUCCAUAACAAAUCUGGUAUACUACCUACAGAUAUACAAAGCCUAAAUACAGACAUUGAGAAUGAACGCUUAAAGCAUGGUUUGGAACAAAAUAAAGAUUAUAAUAAAUAUAUCGCACAACGAACAGAUCGGAGAAAUACGCCUCCACGCAAAAAGCACGAGAGGAUGGCAGUUAUGAUGGAUUCGCAAGAUGCAGGCGAUUCACUAGAGCCAAUAAACUUCAAUGAUGGAGAUUAUAUGUAUGAUGAUUGUGAUGAGAAAAAACAAUAAUUUCUAUCCAUUGUCUAAUAAUUUUACAUAACUUUUUACAUUUAUUUGACUUAAAUAAACGA
Messenger RNA from Teleopsis dalmanni, 1211 nucleotides. RefSeq lists its product as uncharacterized. Lineage: Eukaryota; Metazoa; Arthropoda; Insecta; Diptera; Diopsidae. The transcript has a single exon. Gene Ontology annotation, biological process: rRNA processing. The record is from RefSeq and is a predicted model, not a curated record. The coding region runs from base 43 to 1149 and encodes 368 amino acids.